Messenger RNA from Neohortaea acidophila, 687 nucleotides. RefSeq names its product acyl-CoA N-acyltransferase. The record is from RefSeq and is a predicted model, not a curated record. NCBI's taxonomy places the organism in Eukaryota, Fungi, Ascomycota, Dothideomycetes, Mycosphaerellales, Teratosphaeriaceae. Gene Ontology annotation, molecular function: acyltransferase activity, transferring groups other than amino-acyl groups. The transcript has a single exon. The coding region runs from base 1 to 687 and encodes 228 amino acids.
AUGCCCAUAACCGUAACCCGCCUAACAGAACCCGACAUCCCCGGCGUAAUAACCUGCAUCCAAACCGCCUUCGCCCAAGACCCCUACAACAACUGGGUCUUCGACGCCGCCACCUUCUCCCCUACCCGCAACGCCGUCUCCCUUACCCUGCGCUGCAAAUGGGGCAUGCAGCACGCCCUCUUCUUCGUAGCAAAAGACCCCUCCUCCAGCACCCCAGACCAAGUCCUCGGCGUAGCGUGCUGGCUCGCACCCCGGGAUCCCUCCGCCCCGCAAACGUGGAGCGAGUGGGCGGGCGAUUGGUGGCUGUGGUUUUCCCAAGUGCGCAUGAAUCUGUGGUAUGGGCGCGGAGGGCUUAAUGUGCGGCGGUAUUGGAUUUGGAAAGCUGCGCAGGCGCAGGCGCAGGCGGAGUUGUGGGAUGAUGGGAAGGGGUAUUAUUUUUGUAAUAUUGUGACUGUGUUGCCUGAGGCGCAGGGGAAGGGGAUUGGGAAGGUGUUGUUCAAGCAUGUGACGGAUUUGGCGGAUGAGGAGGGCAGGAAGUGUUAUUUGGAGAGUAGUCGGGCGGAGCCGAAUAUGGCUAUUUAUGAAAGGAUGGGGUUUGAGUUGCGGAGGGAGAUGGUUUGUGAUGAUGAAGGGGAGGCGAUUACGUUGUAUUGUAUGAUGAGGGAGCCGAAGGCGGUGGGGAGUUGA